GAAAGUCUUAGAGGGCUGUCAGUCGAAGCAAGGGAAAAAUUUUAUAUGUCUCAAGUUGAGCUACCAUCGACAGCAAAUGAAAAGAAGGAACAAUUCUAUCAAGUGAAAACGCCAAGUUCACCAACGUUGAACGAAGAUAGGCAAAUAGAUUAUCAAAUUAGUGGUGAAGAAAAGUUGAAAAGUUUAAACAAAAGUGGAAGAAUCGAUUAUUGUUUACAGCAAGGGAUAUUGGACGUUGGUUACAUAUCCGCUAUAACAGAUCAUCUUAAUUACUGGACCGAUUGUGAUGCAGCUUAUUUCAUUAUAAGGGAGACUUAUCAAAAUUAUGAUGAUGACGAUUAA
Molecule: messenger RNA, 342 nt
Organism: Dentiscutata heterogama
Lineage: Eukaryota; Fungi; Glomeromycota; Glomeromycetes; Diversisporales; Gigasporaceae
Source: the annotation of a GenBank genome assembly